AUGGCGCUGCGAAAAGUUCGCAGCAACAUCGAUCGAAUUUUCGACAAAUCCCUCACAGAUCUCAUUCGGGGGAUCAGAAAUAACAAGGAUAAUGAGUCCCGAUACAUCGCCCAGUGCAUGGAGGAGAUCAAGCAGGAGUUAAAGCAGGACUCCAUCUAUGUCAAAGCUAAUGCUAUAGAGAAAUUGGCUUAUAUUUUGAUUAUUUCAGAAGUAACAUUUUUCAAAAAAUCGAUUUUCAGGUACCUAGCCGCGGCCCAGAGCUUCCAUGAUGAAACCGAUGUGCUGAUGCUGACCACAAAUUUGAUCCGGAAAGAUGUCAAUAGCGCGAACAUGUACGAGAGUGGCAUUGCAUUGGGCGGUCUCUCUUGCUUCGUGACCCCCGACCUCGCCCGGGACCUCGCUGCCGACAUCGUCAACCUGCUGGCUUGCUCCAGACCGUACACUCGAAAACGGGCGGUCCUUCUUCUCUACAAAGUCUUCUUGAAGUAUCCAGACGCACUUCGUCCAACAUUUCCACGUCUCAAGGAGAAGCUAGAGGAUCCGGAUCCAGGAGUUCAGAGUUCAGCGGUCAAUGUGAUCUGCGAGCUGGCCAGGAAGAAUCCCAAGAAUUAUUUGACACUCGCUCCGGUGUUUUUUAAGCUGAUGACGACGUCUUCGAAUAAUUGGAUGUUGAUUAAGAUUAUUAAAUUGUUCGGCGCUCUGGUCCCUCUGGAACCUCGACUUGGCAAGAAGCUUCUAGAACCCCUCACCAAUCUUAUCAACUCCACAUCCGCGAUGUCCCUUCUCUACGAGUGCAUCAAUACAGUGAUAGCAGUGCUUAUCAGUAUAUCAGCCGGAGGCGAUCACACAUCAUCUAUCCAACUCUGUGUUCAGAAAUUAGGCGUCCUCAUUGAGGAUUCUGAUCAGAAUCUGAAGUACCUUGGGCUUCUAGCAAUGGGAAAGAUUCUGAAGACACAUCCAAAAGCUGUCCAGGCUCACAAGGACAUCGUGCUCCGAUGCUUGGAUGAUAAGGAUGAGAGCAUCAGAUUGAGAAGUCUAGAUUUGCUAUAUGGGAUGGUGAGCAAGAAGAAUAUCGUGGAAAUUGUCAAGAAGCUCAUGGAGCACGUGGAAGCCGCCGAAGGAUCGCAUUAUCGAGAUGAAUUGCUCAGCCGUAUCAUAGGAAUAUGCUCAUGGAGCAACUAUCAAUAUAUCACCAAUUUCGAGUGGUAUAUAUCGGUGCUCGUUGAGCUCACUAAAGUGGAGGGAACGGAGCACGGAGCCAAAAUCGCUGAGCAAAUCCAGGACGUCACUGUGCGUGUGGAGUCAAUUCGACACUUUUCGGUGUCCCAGAUGGCGUUGUUGGUGGAGAAUGCGCAUGUUUUGUUGGCCGGAUCGGCUCAGCAACGGAGCAAUAUGUGUGAGGUUUUGCUGGCGGCCGCGUGGAUCUGUGGAGAGUAUAGCCAACAUGUCCGCAACCAGCAGAAUGUUCUAGAGUCCAUGCUCAAAGCCAAGCCAUCUGUAAUGCCCGGCCACAUUCUCUCUGUCUACGUUCAGAACAUCGGAAAACUCUACUGCUCCCUAAUGUCGCAAGCCGAGGAAGAAGACGAUUGGGAUCAAAUCGACAGUCUAGACAACCUAAUGCUCUCGAAACUCCCACAAUUCGAGCUCUCGGAGCAUCUAGAAGCUCAGGAGCGUGCGUGCAACCUAAUGACAAUCAUCAGAAUCAUCGAACAACGUCAUCAGAAGAAGGAGAAGAUGGGCGGCGAGCUUCAAAAGUUGUACGAUGGAGAGUUGAAUCCAGUGGCUACCAAAGCCCAGAGGAAGGUUCCAGUGCCAGAUGGUCUAGAUUUGGAUGCGUGGAUUGGGGAUGAAUGGGUGUCAGAAUCCGAGGAAGCUGAGGAGGAGUCGGAUUUGGAGGAAAUGUUUGGAGCGCCGAUUACACGGCCGAAAAUGGACAUUGGAGAUAUGGAGGAAGACGUUGAAGAGGCUGCUGAGGACCAUAAGAAGGGAAAUAAGGGGAAGAAGGGAAAGAAGAGUGGAGAGAUGAGCAAGGAGGAGAUGGAGGAGAGACGAAGACAGCGGGAGCAGGAGAUUGAGAAUAAUCCAUAUUAUGUGAAGGGCUCCGCAACCGCCCCCAAGCGCCCAACUCGCUUCGGCAACCCCAUCGAACGAACCGAAGCCGCCGAAAAAGAGAAAGAAAUCCAAUCCCCACUGGAGAUCCCCGGCGUCGUUGGCCUUCAUCGAUACAUGGAGCAGCAGGACUCGACGUUGAGCUGGAAGAAGGCAAAGGAGGAUUCUGAUUCUAUUGGAAAGAAAAAGAAGAAGACGUUAAAGAAGGAGAAGGGCGGUGGGAAGAAGAAGAAGCGACGAACGACGAGCACGAGCAGUGAGGAAGAGGAUCGGGUGGUGCAUAAAGUGAACAGGAAUGAUGGAGAAAUGCCCGAGGGAGCCAAAUCGACAGAUGACGAGGAUGAGAAGAACAUUCCCACCGACGAAUUCCGCGCUCUUGACAUGGAUCUCGACGCCCCGCUCCGACCGGAUGAAAUCGUCAAAGCGCCUCAAGCCUACACCCGAACCUAUCCAUCUCAACAGAAGCCCGGCCCGCUGGUCCCUCGCCCGCCGACCACUUUUGAGCCGCGGCCGGUCGUUGAGGCUCCAAAACCCGUGAAGGAGAAGAAAAAGAAGACCGGAAAGACGGGAGUGGCCAAACUAAAGAAGAAGAAGAGUCUUCCGGAGUCGUCGGCUUCAAAAUCGAAUCUUUUUAAUAUGGAUGAUUGGUUGGAAGCUGGUAGUAACAAUGGAACCGUACCCUCUUCAGAAAGCGUCCCCAAAUCCACCCUGGCUGUUGAAAAACCCGCUAAAAAGACGAAAAAAUCGACGCGGAAAGUUCGAGAAGCCUACGAGGAGACAUCUGGAGUCUGCACGCCUUCAAUCCCCCAUCAACGGAGCCCAAUCGAUACCGACGUCCCAACGACGUCUUCAGAAUUCACUCGUCUCGCUGCCAACAAGACAUUGAGCGUGGAUUUCGUGGCAAGACCCAAUCAGGAUCCGCUGGAUCAUGGAAGGGUGACGGUGACGCUGAAGGUCCAGAAGCUAGGUGACGCGAAGAUUCAGAAGGUGGAAUUGUCCAUGGUGGAUACUCUUAAUGCGAAGGUCGUCAAGGAUUCAGAUGAGGCGAUUCUGUUGGCCGAGGAGCUGGAUGCCACGUCAUCAGAGGCGUCGUUUGAUGUGCAGGUGACGGCGACUAAUGUGUCGAGAAUGAUGAGAGGAACGGUGACCUACUUUUUAGUGGACGAUGAAGGCACGCGAGACGACAAACUGGACCUUCGCCUUCCCCUUCCUUCAGUGGUCUUCGUCAUUCCAAACUCCUCAAUCCGAAAAGAUGACUGGUCGGCGUUGCUGGCUUCGGAUGAGGUCGAUUUUGUGGCGUCGCAGAGUGUCAAAACUAGCCCGGAUCUGAAAUUGCGGACUGUUUUGUCCCAAAUUUCGAAAAAAGGGCAUUUUUCGGUGGUCGAGGAGACUCCAAAAGAGGCACCGAAGGCCGCGUCGUUGUUCGGACGAACUGUUGGCGGGCAGCCAAUUUGCUUGCUUGUUAAGAAGACGACCGAUGGACUCCAAAUCGACGGAAAAGCUGGCGACGAGACGCUGAUUCAAUCCAUCAUUCAGGAUGUGUCAGAGAUUUGUGCCAGAGUUUAA
This is a messenger RNA of Caenorhabditis briggsae, 3675 nucleotides long. It is a transcript of the gene Cbr-apd-3, whose product is annotated as Protein CBR-APD-3. Lineage: Eukaryota; Metazoa; Nematoda; Chromadorea; Rhabditida; Rhabditidae. The coding region runs from base 1 to 3675 and encodes 1224 amino acids. Gene Ontology annotation, biological process: anterograde synaptic vesicle transport; synaptic vesicle membrane organization; Golgi to vacuole transport. Gene Ontology annotation, cellular component: terminal bouton; presynaptic endosome; AP-3 adaptor complex. The transcript has 10 exons. The record is from RefSeq and is a predicted model, not a curated record.